GUGCAUUGGUCCAUAUCAUUCUGCCUUGCUCUGCUGACUCACUGACAUGGCUGCUCAUCUCAGAGUUCUUCUUUUCAUCACCGGGCUGACAGGAAUUUACAGCAUGACCACGGUCAGUGAAGUUUCAGUGACAACUGGAGCUUCUAUAGUUAUCCCAUGUCUUUAUGACUCACAGUACAUCAACAAUGUGAAAGCCUUGUGUAAAGGAUAUUACUGGACCUACUGUUCUUUUAAAGUUAAAACAAACCAGCAAAAUUCUGCAAAGUUUUCAAUCUCUGAUGACAAACGUCGAAGAAUCUUCACUGUGACUAUAAACCAUCUGACGACUGAGGACACUGAUUACUGGUGCGUUGUGGAGAUUGCUCGAGGGGGAUAUGUUAGAAAGUAUUUUCACCUGGCAGUCACCACAGGUAUACCCAGUCUAUAUGUGGCUCAACAGGAGAUGACAGGAUUUAUUGGAGACGACAUGACCAUCAGUUGUCACUACAGAAACUCUGGAGGCGUAAAUUGGUGCAAGCUGGGCGGCUCCUGUGUGACAAGUUCAUCUGGAUCAAUACAUGGAACAAAAGUGACUAUCAUCAGGAGAGUCCCCGGUGUUUUCACUGUAACUAUGAGUGGACUGAAGAUGGAGAGCAGCGGCUGGUAUUAUUGUGUUAAAGGAGACUUACAGAUGCCAGUGCAUGUAACUGUUACUGUGAAACCUACCACUGCAGCAGACAGUUUCUCCAGCUUAUCACCCACUCCUAAUCCCAUUUCUGGUACUGGUGAUGGCCCAAAUGGUACAAUUAAAAAUGGACAGAGCAGAGCUUCGUUUCUCCUAAAGAGCCUCCUGAUUCCUCUGGGUUUGUUGGUCCUCAUUGUCGUGGUGGCCUUGUUCAUCUGGUGUUUGCUGAAAAGACACAAACAGACCAAAGCCGAAUCAUCAGCCACAACAACGGCUGACGGGGAAGUUACAUACAGUACUGUUAAACACAAGAGAAAAGCUCCACGCCAGGCUGAAGAGGUUGCUGAAUACUGUAAUGUUGGCCUCAAGAAAAAGUCAUCAGGCCAGAUGUCAUAUCCUGCAAAUGAUGUGGACGUGAUGUACAGUUCUGUGGUUACCGUAAAGAAAAAAAAUGUAAAAAGGCAGGUUAAAGCAGAAGACAAGGAUGUCACAUACAGCACAUUGGGUUAGCACCACCACAGAAUGUAAAUGUUUGUCUUUUUUUGUCUCUAUUAGUGGAUUUUUAUUUUUUUUUGUAAAUAUUUUUUGUUUUAAACUAGCGUGUUGCAAGUUGUGUGCUUUGUCAUUUGGUUGUGUAGCAACGUCUUCCUUCUCCUUUUUAUUUUUUUUCUGUUAAACCUUUCUAACCCUACCCUGCAUUUAAUCAUUUGAAGAUAGACGAUCACAUAUUUAAGACAUAAACAUAAUUUAAAACAUAAACAGUAAAACAUUUUGGCUUCCUUUGUUCUUGAAGCUUACUUUCCCUCGAAAUACAGAGAUUACUCAUUAGGAACAAUUGGCGCACAGUCACCUGUGAUUUUUGUCAACAGAAUUCAACAAUUCACAUUAAGGGCUUCCUCGCCAUUCUGUGUUUCUAUAUUUUUCUCUAUUUUCCUAUGUGUUUCUCUCACUUUUGACAGUCUAGGCGUGCCUACUUUCAAUUGCCAAAAAGUGAUCUGAAACCAUGGCAGGAAACAAUUAGCAUACAUCUCUGUACAUAAUAUUUUCAUUGUCUGACAGUUAGUUAUGUCAAGAAAAUCCUAAUUUUAUUAAUCAUUCAAUUGUUUCAACUGCCAUGUCUUAAAUAAAUGAAGAUAAUUC
Messenger RNA from Plectropomus leopardus (leopard coralgrouper), 1804 nucleotides. RefSeq names its product polymeric immunoglobulin receptor-like. NCBI's taxonomy places the organism in Eukaryota, Metazoa, Chordata, Actinopteri, Perciformes, Serranidae. Gene Ontology annotation, molecular function: transmembrane signaling receptor activity. Gene Ontology annotation, cellular component: plasma membrane. The record is from RefSeq and is a predicted model, not a curated record.